AUGAGUGCUGAAGAGCUGAAGAAGCAAAUCGAAGAUGCGAAGAAAGAUGUAGAAGAGAAAGCGAAGGAUGAUGAGGAAGAGGGGGGCGUGUGUGCCUUCUUCAAAGCAAGGAAAGGACGACCGGGCAGCAACAUGCGAAAGAGGGCAGGCAAGCCGCUGACCUCGUCCACCAAGGAUCACAAGAAGCCUCGACCAGAAGAGGAUGCGCCCGGCCACACCUGGGAGUCGACUCGUUCGGCCGGACCCGCUGUGCCGAAGAUGGCAAUCGCUACGGCAGUACUGGAAACCGAGACUGAGCGCGACAGGGAUGCGACGGCCAUCGUCGAACGUGCCAAAAAGCUGCAGCAGGCAGAGGCGAUGGCAGGGUCGGACAAGAAGGUGUACAGGGGACAGGCCAACUACACGCAAUACAUCGACCCAGGCGAUACCUCUGGUCAGAUCAAAGGCGCGGGAAUCCGCGCAGGUCCUGUGCGUGCUUCACUCUACGCCCGCGCCAUCACACGUUGGGACUAUCAGCCUGAUAUCUGCAAGGACUACAAGGAAACUGGCUACUGCGGAUUCGGCGACAGCUGUAAGUUCAUGCACGAUCGUGGUGACUACAAGAGCGGAUGGGAGAUGGAGCGAGACUGGAACGAGCAGCAGAAGCAAAAGGCUCAGGCCGGUCAGAAUGGCGGCGGCGACGCGGAGGGCGGCGCGAACGAAGACGACGAGGACAUUCCCUUCGCGUGCUACGUGUGCCGCAAGGCGUUCACCGACCCGGUCAAGACCAAGUGCGGCCACUUCUUCUGCGAGCGAUGCGCGCUCACCAAGUGCAAGACCGAGUGCACGGUGUGCUCCCAGAAGACUGGGGGUGCGUUCAGCAUGCCGACUCGGGUCGAAAAGAAGAAGCUCGAGGACGCCCGCAAGAAGCACGAAGCAAAGCCCAAGGAAAACGACGAGGGUGACAGUGACUGA
This is a messenger RNA of Acanthamoeba castellanii str. Neff, 954 nucleotides long. RefSeq names its product zinc finger domain containing protein. The record is from RefSeq and is a predicted model, not a curated record. Gene Ontology annotation, cellular component: U2-type spliceosomal complex. The transcript is spliced from 4 exons. Gene Ontology annotation, molecular function: metal ion binding. Gene Ontology annotation, biological process: snoRNA splicing. Lineage: Eukaryota; Discosea; Longamoebia; Acanthamoebidae. Bases 1 to 954 code for a protein of 317 amino acids.